ACAUGUUUAACCAUAUCAAUACCAUCCAGUGUGAAGUGAGGAACAAGUGUUUCUUAGAUAAACUGUGUAAACUCAAAGUUCCUAUAAAUUGUCAAACAUAAAUAUUUAUACAGUUCAUUAUAUAGACAUUUGCUUAACAACAAGAUUUUCGAGUGCGAAUCAUCUCACAUCGAUAGUGCUUUCGCAUAGUUUGAGCCGAUGUCAGCGAGUGCAACAAACGACAUGUUACCUCUGGCAUCAGAAAAGAGACAAUGGUUCGAAUUCUUAUUAGACGACAACCUUCUGGCGGACCAUUUGGCACAAUCUCAACCCGAUCCUGGAGCGUGGGAGCUUUGCCUGGUACUUCUAAGCAAUAAUAAUGAUGCAGCGGAAAAAAAUCUUAGGAGGAAGAUUCUCGCCUUAAAAAUCGUGGCGCUCAACAACUGGGAUCUUGGAAAGCUUGCACACGAGUUGCCGGUGCAUAUGCAGCAACUAUUGCUGGCUGAGUUUUGUGCAGUAACUGCAACAGGACAUCCGCAACAGCGUGGUUCUCCCUACGAGAUAUUCGCUCGAGCGCUCUACUGCCGAUGGGUUCUCAGAUACGUUUUCAAGUCUCAAGUGCCUGUGCGAGGUCCCCGUGGCGUGGUUGUCCCGCUACCUGGCCAAACGGAUCCAACUUAUGUAGCACCGGAUGUCCUCGAACGUCUCGAACGAUGUUUGCUAGAGGAGGCAGACGGCUGCUGUCAUUGGUUACGCGAGUUUCUAGAAAGUGAUGAAUUGACACCACCUGUCGCUACAGCGACCCAGGAAUGCUUCAGCAUGCGUCCACCUCAUUUCAGUGGAGAUCGGGGAGUUCCUACCGAUAUGAUAAUUCUGAAGGCGCAGAUUUGUCUCGACCUUGGAAGCUACCUUUUUUUUAAGGAGAACUACGCUGAAGCUAAGCCACUUUUAUUUAACGCGAAAUCCCUUUUGCCCCGUACACAUCCUGAGUUCGCUCGAGCUGAAGGAUUUGCGGCGAAUUUCGAGACACUCGAGGACUCAACAGAUGAAGAAAUGGACGAUGCAGACGAGUCCCCUAUAUUACAAAGGAUAGAAGAUGCUCUUGAAGGCAGAAAAUCAGAGAAAUCUGGUAUAGAAAUGCCUGUCGAAAAGCUCACCGCGGAGAGUAAGCUCCUCAUGAGUCAGGACCCUAACGAGAUUCUCACACUUGCCUAUAAAGUGCCUAAUGGCCAAAAACUUAAUUCAGAGUGGCAAAUGCUUCCACAUCAUCUUCAGCUGCUGGCUAAAAAUCCGCAAGUACACGUCAUUUUGGCGAAGGCCAUUGAGCUGCGUCGCCUCGAGAAGUUCACUGAGAGCUCUACCCUGUUCAAGCAUCUGAUUGACAAACUGCCGAAAGCUGACAGGCUGCAGUGGGAGCUGGCGUAUAACUCGAUUUGUGCCAGCGUUGACGUGGUGCGUUCAGCCGAAGCGAUCCUCGCUGCACAAAGGGCUCCAGACAUGCCAAACGGCAUGCUUAACACAGCUCUUGUCGAACUGCUCAACAUGGCUCAGUACGGUACUGUUGCGGGGCUCGACGUCCGGGGAUCAGUAAUGGCCGUGAUUCGGCCAUUGGCUCAGUGUUGUUCCUCACGCCAAGCAGGAUGCGGCCAGAACCUAUGGAAAGUUAUUGUGUCAUUCUUACAGGUGAAGCGAAAUCGAACCGACGCGGAUGGUUGCCAAGCACUACUUUUCAUCCUUCGCAAACUGAAGAAUAAGCUAGCUAAGGGCAUCCUUAUAUCGCUGCUCGCACAUCUCUACAAUAUACUCCGAGACGAUUCCAAUUCUAGCGUGUCCCAUGAAUAUCCAGCGUUCUGGCCAGUGUCCCUUCAGGAUGCUUCUCAUUACUGUCUCGAUACAUGCACGCACCUCUUGCAAACUGCCCUGAUGGAUGCGAGAUCUCCCUUUUGGCUGAAGACACACGCGGACGUAUGCUUCGACCAAAAAUACUAUUCUGUGGCUCUUAAACAUUAUAUUGAAGCCCUUGUAUCAGUGACGAAUUUCUUCACGGAGACGACCGGUUCGACUGGGCCAACAAUUGUCGAUGAUACACUGUUUCGUCGAAUGGCGCAAUGCUGUGCUAAAUUGUCCUGUCAUACGCAAGCAGCGAUUCUGCUGCAAUGGCCGGUGGCUGCACCAGACUAUGCGGCCGCCUUUAAAAGCCUCAACGAAAGAAACUGCAACGACUCCUGUGACUCCUUGUACAAGUACAUGUGGGACACGAAUAUGCUCGAGUUUUUAGCAAAUCUUCACACGCGUCGUGGCGAGGUUGAAGCUAAAAAAACUGUGUUAGCACAUAUGUCACGGUUAGAACUGAACUCGAACAACUCCAAGGCCUGUCUCGACGAUGCCGCUCAGAAGAGAAAGGCCGCUUUCUUAAGGACUCUUGCGAAACAGUAUUUCCUAUAACAAUCUUAAUCGCAAAUAAUUGCCAAUCUCUAGUAAAACUAGGUUUAUUUAAAAUCUAACUUGAAUUUAUUUAGAGAAAAUCUGUCACUGCUGCGAUUUCCUGUUUGCUUUGGAAGGGCGAAAACAAAAAUGGAGCUUCAAAAGUGUAAAUAUAAAAUAAAAAUGAUAGCAGUAACGUCCUCAUAAAUCCUAAUAAAAAGUCAUAACAAUACAAAAAAAAAAAGCACCGGAGGCAGAAGCGGAACAAAGCCAAUGAUACGAUGCCAAAGAGGGUAAUCAUGACGGCGAGAACGCGCAGAAGGCGUUGACUAUGACAAAAUGGCUGCUAGAUUUUUCCGCUGAAAUUGCGCCUAGCUUAACCCUUUGUAGGAGGUUUGAGAAAUUCUUUUACAGAUUGUGGAUUGAUCAAAGGAUAAAGUAAGUCUAUUCGUGUUGAGUUUUGUACGAUGCACGAAUAUGGGCAUUUAGUGGGAAAAUGCUUAUUUAAGAUGCGGUGACAUUUACCAUGGAUGGUUGAGCUCUAUGUAUAUACGCCUAGAUAUAAUUAUGGAUAAUUAUGCCUAAUAAUAUGACUGAUUAUAAGAUAAAUGUU
Messenger RNA from Varroa destructor (honeybee mite), 3016 nucleotides. RefSeq names its product integrator complex subunit 8 (gene IntS8). Gene Ontology annotation, cellular component: integrator complex. Gene Ontology annotation, biological process: snRNA 3'-end processing. Lineage: Eukaryota; Metazoa; Arthropoda; Arachnida; Mesostigmata; Varroidae. The record is from RefSeq and is a predicted model, not a curated record.